Molecule: messenger RNA, 3079 nt
Organism: Pomacea canaliculata
Lineage: Eukaryota; Metazoa; Mollusca; Gastropoda; Architaenioglossa; Ampullariidae
Product: GTPase IMAP family member 4-like
Exons: 6
Coding region: 538-1422 (294 amino acids)
Molecular function (GO): GTP binding
Source: RefSeq, a predicted model, not a curated record
GGCGGGUAACAGCCCGGAAGUGACUGCAUGCUGUCUGCUGUGAAAUGCCUGUCGCUGGUUAUGUAUGAUACGAGCCAACACGCGUCAACGCGCCGCAGACGUUUGUGUCCCGACACGCCACACCAGCUCGCAGCCGUUUAUCCCCUCGGCAAGUCGAGCACGCAGGGCGCUGUGACACUGAAUGCUCAACUGUUGAUGGGGUAAGCAUGGCGCUAGAAGCAUGGCGAGACAUCGUUGGCCGAAGCUCGGGGGUAAGUCAGCCCGGAGUGUCAAGUUCUGACGACAUCCGAUCAGCGAAACUCGGGAGCAACAUAUGAAAGCAAGCCUCCCGUGGACAAGGCCCCCCAACUCCCCUGUCCCGAACACAACUGCAGGGGAGACCGAAGGGGGUGCUGUCGGGGUCGCCUUGCGGUUUCGUCGUCACGACGACCGGGUCACCGCCACAAGCAGGCGGGGUCCAACCUGGAGAGGCUGCUUCACUCCUCGCCUGAGUUAAUCUGAGCGUGUCUGUUGCUGGGAGGAGGCUGUCCCUAUUCGAUGUCAUUCGCUGUCAUGGAGGUUCUGAAAGAUUUUCCAGACCAGGAAUGCCGAAUAAUCUUGCUGGGCAAGAGCGGAGCAGGCAAAAGCAAGUCAGCGAACAGCAUCCUCUCGACAGACCUAUUCGAUGUGAGCUCGGAGCACGACUCGCGCCCAAGGAUCAAAUGUGCGCGGAGUUCCUUGUCUGUGUAUGAGAAAUCCCUGUUGGUGGUCGACACACCUGGCUUUGCAGAGUCGCAGGAUGGACGCCAGUCCGUCGUGCAGGUGAUCAAAGACGCCAUCGUUGCCACAUGUCCAGGCCCGCACGCCGUUGUCCUGGUGACCCGCUGUGACGUCACGAUAACGAGCGCGGAGACUGAUAUCGUCUCACAGCUGCGUAGUGUCCUGGGCGAGGAGCUGCGGCGCCACCUGGUGCUGCUGCUCACCCACGGCGACAUGGAGCAGCGCGAUGUUCGCCAGCUGCUGGACGCAUCUCCGGCACACGUGAAGGAGCUACUGAAGGACAUCAACGAGCGGUACGUUGUUUUCAAUAACGAAGGCAGCCGGGAGGAACAGGAGAGACAAGUGCAGCAGCUACUGAGGCUGGUUCAUCAGAUGGUUCUGGAAAGUCCGCGCCAGGUCUUCAGUUGCCCCUUGUUACGUGAAUGUGAGAAGGACAUCACUUAUAUGAGGAACAGGCUCAGGAUGCUAGAACCUCGAAUCGAAACGUGCCGUGACGACGUGAGGCGGCUGUCGCAGGACGAGGGUGUGGCCCCUGAGAAGCUGGGGCACGUGCUGGCCCUCACGGCGCAGGCCAUCGAGGACCUGAAGGAACUGGCGGCCGUGGACGAGAAGCUGACCGCGAGGGUUGGACGAGAGAACCUGACUUCCUGCUCCGUCUCCUGACUCCAGCCCUGCUGACACGGGCGCAGAAUAUGGGGGGACCUGCUGACAGUUACAGGAAACUGCUGUUAUAAAUGGUCAGAAUAAAUGGGGUGUUCGUGGUGCUAUCUGUUCACGGCACAAAAUAAACUUAUUUUAGUUUCUGCGCCCUAUGUACUAUGUUGAAGAUGUGACAAUGUUCAGCUAAUUGUUAUAGAUACUUCAUGCAAAAAUAUUCCAAACUUAGUUAAGAGUGCCCUUGACAAACAAUCGCCACCUUCAUUGACACAUCGAACGUUAUAACCACCGGCCAGACUUGAACUGAGCCAUAAACACGAAUUUUUGAAAAGACAUAAAGUGUAAUGCUGUCAUUGUGAUUUAAACAGGACCAAAGGGGCCAACAAUGUUUUAAUGCGAGCCUGUUCGGAAAAAAUAAAAACUAAACUGCUUAUGAAUGGGAGAAUCGACAGCUGUGCCUUUGGAGAGCUUGAUGUUAAUGAGCAGAUCUUCUGCUGCCGUGUGAGAAGACAGAAAAUUUCCACAGGUUGGUGUAAGGUCUGCUGGAAUUAUCUUUCUUGGAAUCGUGUGUGAUUUUAUUGUGACCAGAAGCCCUCAGAGCUUCUUAGUGUGCUCUCAUUGCCAAAAGCAGUGAAAUUAAUAAUGCUUCUCCGAUGUAGUCCGGCAGUAUUACUCGCCUUGGAAUUCCCAGUGUAAAUUAUUCUACUACUACAUGGCGCCUGAGGACCGAUGCAGUGUGACAAGGGACGUAAGCACCAUUUCCAAUGACAGUGGCAUGUGGGGAGGUCAGCCUCGAGAGGUUUCGUGCGAAGGUGUUUUGUUAGCACCUGUAGGAUGCGACAGAUGUGAGCACAAAGCGUGAAUGCUUCAAUGUGUCCUUGUUAAAAAUCUGUAACAUAAUGAGGCAAUUUGUGAGAGAUGAAAUAGAGACAUGACUACUUUCCCCUUUCUUUAUGAACGGUUGUAUUCCAGUUUCUUAAUUGCGUGGUUGCUGGAUAAUUUACGAGAAACAGAGAUUUAUGUGAAAGGAGGCAGCGACCAAAUGUUGAAUGAGUGUCAUUUGCCAGACAAACGAACUGUUGGUACGAAGAAAAAUCUCGAAGUAUUGUGUUCUGACUUCAAGCCGCUCAAAGUCUUCAUUUACUAACCUGUUUGAUUAAUAAUAUUUAAUGUUCUUUUCCUCUUCUACCAAUCAAACGCCACAACACAAACACACUUACACACUCACAAUCACACACAUAUAAUAUGCACACGCACAAACACACACACACACACAUAUGUGCGGGCGUACACACACACAUUUUCACUCGCUCUUGCAGGUCGUUUCUCUACUUUCCGACCUUACAAAGGAUAUUGAGAGAUGUCAAUCAUUUGCUGCCUCUGCAGUUUUAAAAAAUAAAAUUCUGACUAACAAAUCAUUUAUUGAUAGUCGCUAUCGAAAGACAGGUAAACUAUAUCGCAGAGUAAAUUUCGUCGUUUAACGAUAUGCACGUUGUCGUCUCACAGUCAGUUUCUUCAUCUCAUUAGUUUUGUGUCCGUUUGCACUGUAGAAGGAAUGUUUUUUUCAUAAAACUUUUGCAGCAGCGAGGGAAGCGGUGUGUAUGUGUGUGUUCAAGUCAUUUUCAUUUGUAAGACUUUCGUGUCCAUUAAAUGCAUAUCUCGU